AAGAGAUGAUGAGUAGGAAUCCAAAUUUACAAUGUUCUAGGGAUGGCCACGAUUAAAGCCCUAUAACUGGAGUGUGUUCAAAUUCAUAAUGUUAAUCAAACAAAGCGUUUUGUGUUGCCUGUAAAGUCGAAUUUCAUAAAGGACAUGAAGGAGAGUUAGUUUAUUUCCAAAAUUAUCCACAAUGGAUUGCUAAUUGUCUCAAACCUUAUCAAGAAUUUACAACUUUUUAAGAUACAGUUCUGUAAACAUCAAAUAAAUUAAACGAGGUUUUAAGUUAAGCGAACUAUUUAAAAAAUUAAGACAUCUCAGCCAUGUCCUUAACUUAAUUAGAAUAAUACACAAAAGGUUUGUUGUCACUGAAAUCCUCAGAAGCACAAUUGAGCUCAGCAAUAAAUAAAGUUAAAAAUGACUUAAGUACUCUAUUACUAGUUUUGAAACCUAUGUCAGGCUAAUAAGGAGGAGGUUAGCAAUAAUAAUAAAUCAUUUAGACCCAAGCACUUUAAUAAAAUUAAUCAAGUUAAUAAUUAAAAUAAGGAUAACCUCAAAAUGUUGCACCAACAUAAUUAAAUUUAACAUUUUCAGAUAAAAACAAAAUAUCUCCAAAUAUUAAAAUAGAAAAAGGUGGAAAGUAAGCAAGUGGAAUUGGGUUUUUCAUUUGUGAUUUUGUGAUUCCAAAGGAUAGAGAUUCGAUUUUCUCUUUCAAGUAUAAUAGUGGAUUUAGCAUUGCUUUGGGAUUGUGCUAUAAGGAUAGAACUAUAGAAUAAAAUUAUUCAAACAAAUUGCAAAAAACAGGUCAUGAGUAAGGUUACUUUCCUAAAUAGAUUUUAUUUAAUUACGAGUGCCAGCAUGAGUUAUUCUCAUUCAGAUGAAUAAGUUAAUAACAAAUCCCAGAAGUUUAAGAUUUCUCCACCCGACGUCGUGACAUUGAGGAUCAGAGCCAAUUAAAAAUAGCUUACCUGGAUAGUGAACAAGGAAGAAGUUUUGGUAAUUUUGUAAAUUAUGUAGACCAUGACUAUUGAUUUAAGUAAAGAGCUUUAACCCUUUAUUGACAUAUGCGGAGUAGUUGAUAUAAUUGAUGGAUGAUGAGAAUCAAUUUAUUUG
This is a messenger RNA of Paramecium octaurelia, 1101 nucleotides long. The record is from the annotation of a GenBank genome assembly. NCBI's taxonomy places the organism in Eukaryota, Ciliophora, Oligohymenophorea, Peniculida, Parameciidae.